CUUUUGGUUGCCCUCUUUCAAUAUGCCGCGUUUCGACUAUACAGCCGCGAUCGAAGAACUACAAACCUUCCGAACAACCAAUGAACGCCGUUCAGAAUAUGUAGCAUCAGUAGGUGCACGUUUAAUUAGGGACAAAUAUAUUGAUAAACUUAAAGAUCAAGUAUGGCCCCUUUAUGAGCAAAUAACAAUUGCAGCUCUCGAUGUUGAAGAUUUCGAACUAGCACAACACUGUCUCGAUCAACUGCAGGCACGGUUUGGGGACAGUUCACUUCGACUACAACGAUUAAAGGGCAUGUUUUUGGAAGCACAAGGAAAACUAGACGAGGCACAAACGGUGUAUGAUAGCAUAUUGGAGAAGGAUGCAACUCAUUUGUUGGCUUCAAAACGUCAAAUUGUGCUCCUAAAGGAACGGAACAAGACGGAGGAAGCAAUUGCAGCCAUGACGGAAUACUUGGAUACCUACUACGAUGACCAUGAAGGAUGGAUUGAACUUUGCAACAUGUAUAUGGACCAACAUUACUAUGAACAAGCCGCAUUUUGCUGCGAGGAGCUGAUCAUUCUCCAGCCUGCCAACCACAUCUGGUAUCUCAAGUACGCCGAGAUUGUCUACACACUGGGAAACUGGUCGUUGGCAAUGAAGCAUUAUUGCAAGGUGUUGGAGUUGUGUACGGAUAAUGUGCGGGCACUCUAUGGCCUGCAGCUGUGUGCAUCCAAACUGACGGGUGCAGAUCAUGGAGGAGACCUACAUGCCCUUGCCACAGAGCGGUUACUUGCUGUGUACUCUAAACAACCCGAGCACGUUCGCCAGUUGGUCCAAGAUUACCUUGCUAAAUGAUGAUAAAAAUAACCAGAAGCCAACAUAUAUAAAGG
This is a messenger RNA of Zychaea mexicana, 870 nucleotides long. RefSeq lists its product as uncharacterized. Gene Ontology annotation, biological process: protein folding in endoplasmic reticulum. NCBI's taxonomy places the organism in Eukaryota, Fungi, Mucoromycota, Mucoromycetes, Mucorales, Lichtheimiaceae. The record is from RefSeq and is a predicted model, not a curated record. Bases 23 to 835 code for a protein of 270 amino acids. Gene Ontology annotation, molecular function: protein binding. The transcript has 5 exons. Gene Ontology annotation, cellular component: EMC complex.